GGAAUUUCAAUGGUGAGAAAAGAGUUCUUCUCUCACUUCUGAAGCCAGCUGAACAUAAAAUUCAACGAGUCACCGCUUUCGAUCGCAGUUUCCAUUUGGACUUUGAAAGAAGCACGUCUAUCAAAGUAGCGAAAGAAGCGAACAGAACAAACCGAACGCACAGUGAAUUUCGAAUAAUUAUCGUGGAAUCGGAAUAGAAAGAGUGAAGAAGCAGAGAAUUAGACGGUUGAGAAAAUUGUUGAAGAAAAGGUGAAGUGUUAAAACAAUUUUGAAGAUUGAACUAGUUGGAUUAAAGUCAAGGUUAAAUUGAUUACUGCUGAAGUUCUAAAAGGUCGUUAAUAUGUUACGUUUUGUGUGCAUUUUGGCCGUUUCGAGCUUGUUCACAUUGGCUGCAGCUAAGAACUUGAUCAGUGUUGUUAGAAAAGAUCCACCGCAUGACAAAACAGUCGUCUGCACCACAUCAAUAUCGUCCCAAUUGAAAGAUUCCAAGUUUAAAAUCGAAAAUGUUGAUCUAAAACUGUGUACGCAUCUCGUCUGCGUUGAUAAUAUUUGGGAUAAAUCAAUCGAACCAUGGGUCUCGAGAGAUAGCAAAAUUGAAGGCCAUUAUAAACGCUACACUAGUUUGCGGCAUCAAUAUCCACACUUAAAGGUGUCUUUGGCUGCCAAAUAUCCGCUCGAUGAGUACGUUCGACACGCGGCAAAUCCAGAACGUCGCAAGAGAUUUAUUGAAAGAGCAACCGAUUUCAUUUUGAAUCACAAAUUUGAUGGGUUGGAUUUAAUUUGGGACUUUUCUGAAGAUAGGCUUCACAGUUUAACUGGCAAAGAUAACAUCCAACAGUUCAUGCGAGAGUUGAUGGAAAGUUUCGAAACGCAAAAUUUGUUGCUCACAUCAACAUUUAUUGCGUUCAACAAAGACCAAGCGGAAAAACUCAACAUUCCAGCCUUAUCUGAACACUUUGACCGUCUUCAAUUCGUGCAACAGUAUAACUUUGUUGAAACAUGGCCCGGUAGCUAUCGCGUCCAAGAUGUCUUGAAAUCACGGAACAUUUCAAAUUUGGAGGAAACCAUUGACUAUUUGAUUGAAUCGGGUGUACAACCGGCAAAAAUUGUGUUGGGCCUUCAAUUCAUUGGCCUAUCCUUCCAUGCAGUGUUGGAUCUCGCUCCAAAAUCGGCCACAUUUAGAAGAGCAAUGACCUACGAUGAAGUGUGCCGCACUUUAUCAAACGCUAAAAAUUCCGAAUGGGAGAAAUUCUACGAUGAUCAAGUUGGAUUGGCCAUUGCAAAGGACGAGUCGAAAUCGUGGCGCGGCAUUUUGAAAUCAACAAACGUUGUAAUCUAUGAAUCAGCCCGUUCAAUCGCAAACAAGAUCCAAUUUGCAGUAGACCGAAAAUUAGGCGGCGCCAUGGCUUUCCCCAUUGAAAUGGAUGACUUCCGUGGUAAUUGCGGCAUUGAAGAAGAAGCAUUCGCCGAUUUUGAAUUGGGCGCUAAACUCAACAUUCCAAAUCGACACAAUGCCACUCAUUCUCUUCUUAAGACCAUUAGCUAUGCAUUUGAAGUCGCUCCGUAUGCAACCGCUCAGGGCCGAUCUCCGUCAAAGGACAAAAUCUACUACGAAGAUAAUCGAAUCAAUGAAAUCGACUCGGAUGCCGAUGUAACAGCUAUGAUCCCAGAACAAUACAAACCAUUGAUCCCGAUCGUAUUUUCGAUGAAUGACGCAAUGGUCGUUGGAUAUGAUAAAAUGAAAGAGAAAGCUGAACUUUACGAUAAAGACCAAACAUACCAAAAUCUCAUGUUCCUUUACAUGCUGAAAUUCUCGCGAAUGCUUUUCUUAGUUCUGAGCGGCGCUCUAUUCGGCAGAUUCUAUUAAUAUCAAAGCAGAAGGUUAAGAAAAUAAGUUAAAAAGAAAUUUGUUGAUAAUUUUUUUUGGGAA
Messenger RNA from Sitodiplosis mosellana (orange wheat blossom midge), 1930 nucleotides. RefSeq names its product probable chitinase 2. Gene Ontology annotation, cellular component: extracellular region. The record is from RefSeq and is a predicted model, not a curated record. Gene Ontology annotation, molecular function: chitinase activity; chitin binding. Gene Ontology annotation, biological process: carbohydrate metabolic process; chitin catabolic process. The transcript is spliced from 6 exons. The coding region runs from base 341 to 1867 and encodes 508 amino acids. Lineage: Eukaryota; Metazoa; Arthropoda; Insecta; Diptera; Cecidomyiidae.